Nerophis lumbriciformis (worm pipefish) is the source of this 2796-nucleotide messenger RNA. The record is from RefSeq and is a predicted model, not a curated record. Lineage: Eukaryota; Metazoa; Chordata; Actinopteri; Syngnathiformes; Syngnathidae.
AUAGCGAGGACAUUAACGGUCGCAGGGGUGGCUGGAGCCUAUCCAAUUGUGAGUCCAAAGAGGAGCCAGAAUGAAGAAAUUGGCUCUGUAGUCUCACAAGUGGUGAGCGACAUGUCUAAUCGACAUAUUGAGAAGCUCGUAGCCAAGUGGGCCACAUCUGUGAGUCAAAAGAAGAGGACAAAACCCAAGUCCCACCCUGUAUCGCCCCUUGUGUGCCCCCCCAGGCACAGCUUUGCUUUUUACAUCUUGUCGAAAUCUUUUAAGGCGCAACUGAGAGAUCUGCUUUCUCAUGGUCCAAUUUGGGUCAGUGACCUUCAAAGCUGCUACCAGCGCCACUUUGGUGGCCCGCUGCGAUCCUUCAAGUUUGGCUACUACACCAUCGAUAAGCUACUGGAGUCCGUCUCGGAUAUGAUCUACUUUCAGCUCAACAACAUGGGCGCCAUUAUCACCCUAAGGGAGAACGUGAGGAUGGAGAUUUUUGGAUCAAGAAUGGCUCCACUCGAGGAUUUGCCAAUGAUUGAGAACAUUAACUUCCCCAUCCCUAUACCAUCAGAAGAGGGCGACAGUGGACAGUGCAUGGUAGACUUAGACUGGGACAUCAACCAGCAAGGAAGAGUGGCACAGCAAGGCCAAGUUUCACGUUUAAAAGGAAUAUUGGAAGAAGAUGUUCUGCCUGUGGCGGUCUGUCAGGCUGAAACCGGAUACAUCAGUGUGGACACUAGGGAGGGAGCAUGCGGGAGGAACUUUCAAAGGUCUGUGAACUUUGAGGUGUGGUCUCGUGCGAUGUUCAGCAGUCCCAAUUCGGCUUCAGACAUCCUGAUCAAUCAGCGCCUCAAGCAGCCCACGCAGCACACCACUCGAGUGCUGGCGACCAUAAGUGUGGCGCACAUAGAGUCGCCAGGACAGUUCUACAUCAUCUUCUCCGAGAGUAGUGAGGCAUGUGCUUUUCAGAACAUGAUGUUGGAGAUGAGACAAUAUUACAGCGAUCCUGACGUGUGCGCAGGCCAGUGUCUUCCCCAGCGAUUGAUCCGAAGGGGUCAAGCCUGUUGCGUGUCAGUCAUGGGUAUCUGGUACUACCGAGCGGUGAUAGACCUGAUCAUUAGCCCCACGCAAGUCACUGUGUACUAUGUCGAUUUUGGAACCAAGUGUGAGGAGCAAAAUGUCAACCUGAAGUUCCUCAUGAUGUUUUUUGCCCAUCUUCCAGCACAAGCUGUCCCCUCAUCACUCACUAGAAUCAAACCCGUCACUAACAACUGGACUCUUGAGGCCACUGAUUCGUUCCGGGAGCUUAGUUUUGGACAAAGUCUGGUGGGCGCCCUUGAAGGUUACACCGGCGACGUGUUGCAGCUCUACCUUUCCAAGAACUAUGCCGACAUCUACUUCCAUGACAUCUUGCUGAGCGAGGAACACGGCGUGGCCUGCAAGCCCUCAGCCAGCGCUUCGCUCUGUGUCAAGGACAGUCCAGUGAGUCUGUACCUGGGGGAAGGCAUGAUUUUCCUGCAAGACGAACAGACGACAGCACCGUUUAAUCUUGACGCCACCAGCAUGCCACAGGUUGAAGUGGAACAGGUGCCAUUGAUGGCAAGUAAUAGUAUUAUGGAGAACAUUUUCAACUCCGACUUCCAGCGCAACCUAUUUAGCGAUCAGAUGACCAACCCACCCCUCAGCUGUGAAGAACCAAGCCUAAACGUGUCUGAAGGUCCCCACCAAGCCCUCUUCAACCCUCCAGAUAUUUUGUCCAUACACGAAGCUGGGGAUAAUCCAGAAACUCCCAAAGACGACACUUUCCCGUCCGUCAGCACUGAACAAGCCGUGGUUGCGACUCCUUUGACUUUGGACCUUUACGUUCACGAUCAGAGUGUACUUCAGGACAGCUUGCAGGAUAUUGAUGUGUCUGCAUUCACUGACAUGUCUGCAGAUCUGGACCUAUCUGCCCUCUUGUGCGAGGUCAUUACUCCGUAUGACCCAGCAGAUGGUUGAGCUUCCUUCAUGUUGGUUCCUAAGUACUUCAUUGUGAAAGAAAGACAUUUCCAUGAUAAUUGAUUUAAUUGUAAUGUUUUUUUCAUCAUUUAAAAAUGUUCAUGUUCAGUCCUUUAGUUCAGUUUAAAAUUUGAACUGUUGUUUGUGAGUGUGUUUUUCCUUACAAUGUUCGUUCAUCAUAGAUAUUCAAAGUUUAAACAUACAGUAUUUAUAGAUGUUUAUACUGAAUGGAAGAAAUGUUCAUAUUUAAUAUUGCGUUUAGUAAAUGUUUACAAAACUAAAACCCAUUCACACCUGUUUUAAACGUACUCAGCAGCCUGAUAUAUGUAUACCAGUAUGUAUGCUGUAUAUAUAUGUAAGCUAUCUGUUUAGAAAAAAUCCCUGGGUGUAGUUUGCAUGUCCUCCCUGUGCUUGCGUGGGCUUCUUCUACAGGUGCUACAGGUACUCCAGCCAUCUCCCACAUCCCAUAAAACUUGGAAUGUUUUGUUAAUUGUAUUCAGGGGUGUCACACUAAUUUUCAUUGAGGGGCACAUCGCAGUUAUUGCUGCCUUCAGAGGGCCGUUUGUAGCAGUGGAUAAUAUAUGAAUAUAGACGUAUGGAUUCACCUUAUGAUAAUAUUACACAAUUGCCUAUGCAUUUGAUAACAGUAGAAUAUGUAUUUUUUUACCUACACUGUAAAAAUAAAUCGAUAUAGAGGUAGAUUUUGCUGGCAGCUCCGUCACCAGGAUUUUAUUGUAAAAUCUACUGAUUUUAGAGCAUCUAAUGUAAAUGGAAAAACGUACUACAGUUUUUUAAGGUAACAUUCUGACGACUGAG